AUGGUAGGAGUAGCCACAGUGUCGGCCGAUAUAAAUGAAGAUCGGCCAAAAAACCAGCCAAGAGUCACAGGCUUUGUAUGGCUUUUAGCCUCAAUGUCAGUACUAGGUGGCUUCCUAUUUGGAUACGACACUGGGAUAGUAUCAUCGGCCAUGUUAUACGUAGUGAAUAAUGGGGCGAUGCGGCCGAUGAACCAUCUUUGGACUGAGCUUAUCAUCGCUAUUACUCCGGGUGGGUGGAAUUUUAAAUAUCAUAGAUGAAGGAGGGGGAUGGAGAGGGAGUGGGAGGGGGUAAAAAAAUAGCAAAGGGAAGGAAAAGUAGAAAAAAAAAGAAUUUUUAAUAGGGGAGGGAGUGCAAAAAUAAGAAAAAAAAACAAAAAAUUUUUCGAAUAAUGGCAAGAACUUUCUUUACAGAACGAAAAAUGGCAACAACUUUCUUUACAAGCCAUAAAAUAGCAAGAAUUUUGUUUACAAAAACUAUUUUUAUCAAAACGGCAAGAACUUUCUUUACAAAUAAAAGAUGACAAGAACUUUCUUUACAAAACAAAAAACCGCAAGAACUUUCUUUACAAAAUAAAAAAAUUUAAAAAACUUUUUAUUAAAAAAUUUUAGCCUUCGCCGCGGUCGGGUCGAUAUUUUCCGGUAAAUUUGGCGACAAGUUUGGCCGCAAACGGUCGAUUAUUGUAUCAAGCUUUAUCUUCGCUGUCGGAGCUUUACUAUGUGGAGUUGCCACUUCUAAAAUCAUGUUGUUGGUUGGACGAGUUUUGCUUGGAUUGGCCAUUGGUGAGUUAAAAUGGCAAAAACUUUCUUUACAGAGUAAAAAGUUGCAAGAAAUUUUUUUACAAAAUAAAGAAUUGCAAGAACUUUACAGAAAAUAACAUAGCAAGAACUUUCUUUACAAAACACAAAAUAGCAAGAACUUUCUUUACAAACCUAAAAACCACUGAUUUAUUCAAAGAAAACGAGUCUGCAGGCUGCGGGUGACAAGUUAUACGAUGAAUUCACUUAGAGAAAUAACUGCAAAAACUUCGUUUCCAAAGCUUAAAAAUGUUAUUUUUAAAGUAAGUGCAAAAACUUUCUUUACAAACUCAAAAAUACCAAGAACUUUCUUUACAAACUCAAAAAUGGCAAGAACUUUCUUUACAAAACUAAAAAUGGCAAGAACUUUCUUUCCAGGCGUAGCUUCAAUGAUCGUGCCAGUCUACGUGGGUGAAUGUUCCCCCACUCACGUUCGUGGCAAACUAGUGACAAGUUUCAAUAUGAUGGUCUGUUUCGGCCAAUUCGCGGCCAGUAUUGUCGCUGGUGGUCUAGCCUACAUUGACCCCAACAAUGUUGGCUGGAGGCUGAUGUUUGGCGUCGCGGCCAUUCCAGCCAUUUUUCAGUUCGUCGGCUUCUUCUUCCUGCCUGAAAGCCCAAGGUGGCUGUACCGACAUAUGGGAGCUAAGCAGAGCAGAAAGGUGUUAGAAAGAGUGUAUGGUGGAGAUCAAGAAUGGAUUGACUUUGAGUUGGGCGAAAUCGCGGCUCUGCAUGAGCAAGAAGAACAGGCAAGGGCUGUCCAGGGUAAGAACAUUUUUUUUAAAAAUGGCAAAAACUUUCUUUACAGGCCGAAAAAAUGCCGUUUUUUAACUUUUAGCGGGUUUGCAGGCUGCGGGUGACAUGUUAUACGAAAAAUUGUGUUUUUUUUCAAAAAUAGCAAGAAUUUUCUUUACAGAAUAAAAAAUGGCAGAAACUUUCAUUACAGUGUCAAAAGAGGAAAUUAUCGUAUAACUUGUCACCUGCAGGCUGUGUAAGAAAAAAGGUACUUAAUUGCGAUUAAAUGACAAGAACUUUCUUUACAAGACAAAUAAUGGCAAGAACUUUCUUUACAAGACAAAAAAUGGCAAGAACUUUCUUUACAAGACAAAAAAUGGCAAGAACUUUCUUUACAAAGCGAAAAAUAGCAAAAACUUUCUUUCCACCUUUACCUUUAGGCAAACAAAACGUUUUGGUCAAAAUCUGGAACACUCCUCACGUCCGCCGUGCCCUAAUCAUUGGUUGUUCCCUGCAAUACUUCAACCAGCUGGCUGGCAUCAACACCAUCAUGUACUACACCGGUAGCAUCAUCAAAUCGACCGGUGUUCGCGACAAUCACGUUGCCAUUUGGCUGUCUUGUAUCACAUCGUUCUUCAACUUUGCCGCCAACCUCCUGCCGUUCUUCAUUGUGGAACGAUUCGGCCGACGACCGGUUAUAUUGUCGAGUAUGGUAGCGGUUACGGUAUCGUUGUGUCUAAUGGCUGUGAGCUUUAUAAUGGUAAAUCAGGACACAUUGCCUACGAUUAGUGCUGACAAAAUGGUUGAACUUACAGGUGAGUUGAGAAUUAGCAGGAACUUUGUUUACAGAAUGAAAAAUGACAAGAACUUUCUUUACAAAACAAGAAAUGGCAACAACUUUCUUUACAUAAUAAAAAAUUUAUACUUUUUUACGUUUCAACGGGUCUGCAGGCUGCGGAUGCCAAGUCAUAGAAAAAUUGUGUUUUUACAAGAAAUGGCAGAAACUUUCUUUACAAGCUUAAAAAUUGUUUUUUUGUUAUAAAAAAACGUUGUGCAACCUGUGGGUGACAAGUUAUACGACGAAUCCGUUCUUAUUGCAAAAAAGUAUAAAAUUACUAAAACUUUUUUUACAAAACGAAAAAUGGGGCAAGAACUUCCUUUACAAAACGAAAAAUUAAAAGAACUUUGUUUACAAAACAAAAAAUGGCAAAGACUUUCUUUAAAAGGAGAAAAUGGAAAAAAACUUGCGUACGGCCGAAUUAUUCGCGCGUACAUAAGUUCAACUAAUGUACGCGCGAAUUACAAAUAAAGAAGAAAUAAAAUUAAAAAAAAUCUUGUUUGCAGAAUAAAAAAACCAGCAUAAACUUUCUUUACAAACAGAAAAAUGGCAAAAACUUACUUUAAAAAACAAAAAAUGGCAAGAACUUUCUUUACAAACAGUAAAAUAGCAAGAAAUUUACUUAAACCGCCUUUGAAAACAUUAACUUACCUAAAAUUGCAGGAGCCCAUCCAGGAAUCAACUUCGAUGACCCGGACGUCAAAAAAUGUUUGUCAUUUACAAAUUGUGACUUUUGUGUCACUGAUGACUCUUGUGGCUUCUGUGGAGCCACCAGCUUCCCUAAACAAGGGGGUGUUUGUCUACCUAUUGAUGAGCUUAAUGCUGAUAUUAGAGCUUCUACUGGUAAGAAUUUUCUUUACAAAACUAGAAACGACGAGAACUUUGUUUAUAAAACUUAAAACGGCAAGAACUUUCUUUAAAAAACCAGAAAUGGCAAGAACUUUCUCUACAAAACAAAAAAUGGCAAGAACUUUCUUUACAGAACUUAAAAUGGCAAGAACUUUCUUUACAAAACAAGAAAUGGCAAAAACUUUCAUUACAACACAAAAAAUUACAUUUUGUAAAACUUUUAUUUUAGGUUUCUGUGGCACAAACUCCCCGUCCUUCAUGCACAACGUGUCUGGCGUUGAAUUCGAAUGGACUGACGCCUUUUGCGAGAACAAAUACACCAUAUUGCCAUUUAUUAUCAUGGUAAUAUACCUAAUCAGCUUUUCAUCUGGUUUAUCACCAAUGCCAUGGGUAUUGAACGCCGAAUUCUAUCCAAUCUGGGCCCGUGGCACUUGUGUGUCAUUGUCAACUUUCUCUAAUUGGAUUGCCAAUUUGGCUGUCUCUAUGACAUAUCUUACUCUUACUACGACUAUUACUCGAUAUGGUAAGAAAUUUUUUUUUAGUUUUUUGUUUAUUUAUUGACCUAUUUUAACAGGUUAAACCUAUUUUUAUUGUGAUUUUUUCAAAAUAUUCAAAAAAUUAAACUUUGACGAAAUGUCACAAAAUUUAUUGGGUUUUUCGGACCUUGUUUUUAAAGCUUAAAAAAAUCAAUCGAUUUUGAAAAAGUUAAGAGAAUAUCACAUUUUAAGCACAUUUGAAAACAAUAUCAACCUUUAGGCACAUUCUUCCUGUACGCCGCCAUCACAGCAUUCGGUUUUGUGAUAGCAUACCUUUAUGUACCUGAGACCAAAAAUCAUUCAUUGGAUGAGGUAGAAAUGUUGUUUAUGAAUCAUGAAGAACUAAUGAAACACAAAUCUUCAUUGAAGAGUCUGCAAUCUCCAAAGACUUCAGUUUUAUUCCAAAAUAAGGCAUAA
Messenger RNA from Bursaphelenchus okinawaensis, 4167 nucleotides. NCBI's taxonomy places the organism in Eukaryota, Metazoa, Nematoda, Chromadorea, Rhabditida, Aphelenchoididae. The record is from the annotation of a GenBank genome assembly.